AUGGCUGUGGAUGGGUGUGGCGGUGUUCUGGAGCUCCUUUCUACAGUCAGAUCCUCAGAAAAAUUGAAACGUGUUAACACAACCAUUCAUCUGGAGUUCCUCGGCCUGCAGCAACUUGAAGCAAGGCUUCGGUCCCUGGCCAGAGAUCGAGGUGCAGUCCAGAAGCAUACCUGGACUAAAGCUUCUUUUUCCUUCUGCAGCUCUGGCUUUUCUGGACUCUGUGCUUCACCAAUAGAGGAACCCUAUGGAGCACUAAUUAGUUCCUGGGAUUCUAGAACCAUGACUGACGGCUUGGUGACAUUCAGGGAUGUGGCCAUUGACUUCUCUCAGGAGGAGUGGGAAUUCCUGGACCCUGCUCAGAGGGACUUGUAUGUGGAUGUGAUGUUGGAGAACUACAGCAACUUGGUCUCACUGGAUUUGGAGUCUACAUAUGAGACAAAAAAUACAUUUUCAAAAAAGGACAUUUUUGAAAUAAAUUUUUCCCAGUGGAAGAUAAAGGAAAGAGAUAAAACCAUUAAGCUUGAGGCAUCCAUUUUCAAAAAUAACUGGAAGUGUAAGAGCAGAUUCAAGGGGCUCCAGGGACACCAAGAGAGAUUCUUCAGUCAAGUGAUAAUCAGCUAUGAAAAAAUGCCCACUUACAAAAAGCAUGAAUCUCUUAUUGCACAGCAAAGAACUCCUAAUCGAGAAAAACCCUACAUUUGUAAGGAAUGUGGGAAGGCUUACAGUCAUGGCUCAAAACUUGUUCAACAUGAGAGAAUUCAUAUGGCUAAAAAACAUUUUGAAUGUAAAGAAUGUGGGAGGGACUUUUUAAGUGCCUAUCAACUCACUGUGCAUCAGAGAUUUCAUACUGGUGAGAAACCUUAUGAAUGUAAGGAAUGUGGGAAGACCUUUAGUUGGGGAUCAAGCCUUGUUAAACAUGAGAGAAUUCAUACUGGUGAGAAACCCUAUGAAUGUAAAGAAUGUGGGAAGGCCUUUAGUCGUGGCUAUCACCUUACUCAACAUCAGAAAAUUCAUAUUGGUAUAUUUCAUACUGGCAAGAAACCCUACGAAUGUAAGGAAUGUGGGAAGACCUUUAAUUGUGGCUCGAGUCUGGUUCAACAUGAGAGAAUCCAUACUGGUGAGAAACCCUAUGAAUGUAAAGCAUGUGGAAAGGCCUUUAGUCGUGGCUAUCACCUUACUCAACAUCAGAAAAUCCAUACUGGUGAGAAACCUUUUGAAUGUAAGGAAUGUGGGAAGGCCUUCAGUUGGGGUUCAAGCCUUGUUAAACACGAGAGAGUUCAUUCUGGUGAGAAAUCUUAUGAAUGUAAAGAAUGUGGAAAAACCUUUGGUAGUGGCUAUCAACUUACUCGACAUCAGAUAUUUCAUACUGGUGAGAAAACCUAUAAAUGUAAGGCAUGUGGGAAGGCCUUUAAUUGUGGCUCGAGUCUGGUUCAACAUGAGAGAAUCCAUACUGGUGAGAAACCCUAUGAAUGUAAAGAAUGUGGAAAGACCUUUAGUCGUGGCUAUCACCUUACUCAACAUCAGAAAAUCCAUACGGGUGAGAAACCUUUUAAAUGUAAGGAAUGUGGGAAGGCCUUUAGUUGGGGUUCAAGCCUUGUUAAACAUGAGAGAGUUCAUACUGGAGAGAAGCCCUAUAAAUGUGAGAAGUGUGGGAAAGGCUUCGGCUGGGCCUCAAGUCUUCUGGACCAUCAGAGAGGCCAUAGUGGUGAGAAACCCUAUCAAUGCGAUGCAUGCGGAAAGGGCUUUAGUCAUUGCAGGCCUUCUGAGAAUUCGGGGGGAUGCCCACUUGGCUUUCUGGGCAGUGUAGUCAACAAGUUCGGUAGGCUCUCGGAGUCUUCCGCGCAGGCGCGACCCGGAGAAGGGAAUUCUGGGAAGUGUGUCUCUAGAGCAGCCUCUGGAUGGAACUUCCUCUCUGGGCGGAACUUAUGCUUUGGGCGGUCCUGUUAUCCCCCUCUCCUACCUGACAGCGGGGUGAGUGGUUUCCGCUUUAUGUGA
Rangifer tarandus platyrhynchus (Svalbard reindeer) is the source of this 1995-nucleotide messenger RNA. The record is from the annotation of a GenBank genome assembly. Lineage: Eukaryota; Metazoa; Chordata; Mammalia; Artiodactyla; Cervidae.